Molecule: messenger RNA, 3279 nt
Organism: Cordyceps militaris CM01
Lineage: Eukaryota; Fungi; Ascomycota; Sordariomycetes; Hypocreales; Cordycipitaceae
Product: DUF221 domain-containing protein
Exons: 3
Coding region: 1-3279 (1092 amino acids)
Cellular component (GO): plasma membrane
Molecular function (GO): calcium-activated cation channel activity
Source: RefSeq, a predicted model, not a curated record
AUGGAUGACCCCGGAAACUGGCCGUGGCUGGUCGCCCGGCUCGACCUCAACCAGGUAGGUACCCGGGCCGCCAUUCAACGACCACCCACUGCUGGGCUGAGCGUGUCUACGCUGGUGGCCAUGCCGCCGGCCGGCGAGACGCUCGAAUCUUUUCGACGACUCGGAGAUGACAACUCCGAUCCCCGCAUCAAUUCUACCCGAAAUGACUCCAGCGGUCAAGGAACCCUCAGCGCGACCGCCAACAGCAAGAGCCCAUCGCUGUCCAAGCUCGGCGGCACAUUCAUUCCCAUCAGCAUCAUCCUCGGAGUCACGGCGAUCCUAUUCCUAGCCCUGCGCCCCCGACUCAAGCGUGUGUAUGCACCGCGAACGAUUCGCGCCAUCCGAAGACCGUUAGAACCGAGCCCAGAGCUACCCAGCGGCAUUUUCAACUGGAUAGUGCCGUUUUUCAAGAUUCCCGACACCUUCAUUUUGAAUAAUGCCACCAUUGACGGCUUCUUCUUCCUGCGUUAUCUAAAGGUUCUGCGAAACAUUUGUUUCGUCGGUUGUUUGCUGACCUAUCCCAUCCUAUUUCCAAUCAACGCAACUGGCGGCAAUGGCAACUACCAGCUUGCCUUGCUGACGAUUGGCAAUGUCAAAGACCCCAACAAGCUCUACGCCCACCUCUUUGUUGCCUGGGCAUACUUUGGCUUUGUCCUCUUCACCAUUGUCAGGGAAUGCAUCUACUACGUCAACCUACGCCAGGCAUAUCUUUCUUCACCCCACUAUGCUCAGCGCAUCUCGUCAAAAACCAUGCUUGUUACCGGUCUGCCUCAGAAAUACCAGGAUGAAGCCCGCCUUCGAAAGCUAUACGGCGACUCAGCAAAGAGAAUAUAUAUUCCCCGAAGCAGCAAAGUGCUUGCCAAGCUUGUAAAGGAACGAGAACAGACGGCAAAGCGACUGGAGGAUGCCGAGGUCAAGUUGAUCAAGAUGACCAACGUUGCUCGCAACCAAUACUUGAAGAAGCACCCGAACCACCCUAUUAGCGAGCCACCACCAGAACGUAUCGAGAAACAGCAUGACGUCGACGUAGAGUCUGCGAGCUCAGAACGAGGAUUCGCAGCGACAUCUCACGAACUGACGAGAUUCCCGAGCGAGAAACUAGAAAUUGAUCUUCCUGGACCGACACUGCUCUCCAGCGACUCAACUGAGCACUUACAGCACCGCCACUCCGAUGAGACAAAAGUCGACGCCACAGAGAACAAGGAUGACCGUGUGACCACCGAGGAGGAUCCUGAUUAUGUGCAUCCGUACGGCUUGCACGACACGCUACCCGACCUGCGCGGCUCCGUGGCGUCCCUUUGGAUCCCUACCAAGAAGCGCCCUCACCAUCGCCCGAUUGGCAACUUUUUGCGCCGCGUGGACACGAUUCGCUGGACGCGCAACCGACUGCGCGAACUGAACCUGCUCAUCUUCAAGACGCGCCGUAUCGUGCGGCGAGGCGAAGCUGGCACCGUGUCUGCCGCCUUUAUCGAAUUUGACACACAGGAGAGUGCGCAGGCAGCGCAGCAGGUCCUCGCCCACCACCGCCCACUGCAAAUGUCGGUGAGGCUGCUGGGGAUCCGACCAGACGAGGUCAUCUGGAGCUCGCUUCGCAUGAAGUGGUGGGAGCUUAUCAUGCGACGCACAGGGGUCAUGGCGCUCGUGCUGGCUGCCAUUGUCUUUUGGUCGAUUCCGUCGGCCUUUGUUGGCUUGGUGUCUAAUGUGGACUCGCUCAUCAAGAUUGCGCCGUUCCUCAGUUGGAUACAUAAGCUUCCGAAGCUCAUCAUCGGCUUCAUCCAGGGCUUUCUGCCUGCCCUGGCGCUCUCGCUCCUCAUGGCGGUUGUGCCUUUUCUGCUGCGCUUCUGCGGACGCGUGUCUGGGCUCCCCUCGACUCACCGGGUCGAGCUCUUCACACAAAACGCCUACUUUGCAUUCCAGGUUGUUCAGGUCUUCUUGAUCACGACACUGACUUCUGCCGCUUCCGGUGCCAUUACGGAAAUCAUCAAGAAUCCACUAGGGGCCAAGGAUAUGUUGGCAAAGAGUUUGCCGUCAGCCUCCGAUUUCUAUCUGUCAUAUAUCUUGAUUCAGUGUGUUCUCAGCGGUUGCAAAGAUCUUUUGCAAGUCUGGCCGUUCCUCCGUCAUGUUGUCCUAGCGAAAAUAACCGAUAACCCUCGGAGUCGAUUCAGAGCCUGGAAAGAACUGACGACCCCCGGCUGGGGAGGCAUCUUUCCCGUGUACUCCAAUAUGGGGGUCAUUGCCCUGAGCUACUCCUGUAUUUCACCCCUAGUACUACUGUUUGCUGCAUUGGGGCUAUGGUUUAUUCAGAUUGUGUGGAAGUACAAGCUCAUCUACAUUCUGGACUCCACGCAUGACAGCAAGGGGCUCUUCUACCCGCAAGCUCUGCUGCAUCUGAUUGUUGGACUGUACUUGGCCGAAGUGUGCAUGAUUGGGUUGUUUGCGCUAAACAGUUCCUUUGCGCCUGUUGUUUUGAUGCUCAUCUUUUUGCUGUUCACUCUGCUUGUUCACAUGUCCGUCGGCGAUGCCAUUGCGCCGCUUUUGGUCAGUCUGCCGCAGACCAUGAAGCUCGAGGAACAAAUUCAAAUUGAAGAGACGCAAAAGGCGGCGGCUGCUGCCGCGAUCGCAGAAGAUACAUCAGAGGUAACUUCUGGUGCGGCAAAUAGCUACUACGAUGAGACGCAAACAUUUGGUGAAGCGAGAAUUGAGAGUGAUGAAGAGGAGGAGGAGGAGGAAGAAGAUGCAGAAGAGCAUGUGGUGACGGGCACUAGAGGAAUGGAAGGCGCAAGCAGCGUCCGCUCGACGGCGAUGGAAUGGUUCAAGGGGAGCACCAAGAAGAAGAUGAAGGACGAGCUUGAAUCACCAUUCUUCAAAUACUGGCUGGGCAAGAUUGGCAUCAACAUUGGUCCCGAAAAUGCCGACAAGCCGAGCUUCUUUCAACGCUUCCUCCACCCAGAGGAGUACGAAGACUUUAUCGCUCUGCGGAAGCUGAUUCCCGCCGACAGCAUACCCAACACUGUGUACGCGGAAAACAACAAAUACUGCAACUACACACCUCCGGACAUGUGGAAGCCCAAGCCAUCACUGUGGAUUCCACGAGACGAGGCCCGUGUCAGUCGGCAAGAGGUGGCGCACUCACGAAUCUACACACCCAUAUCAGAUCGAGGGGCAGAACUGGACAAGGAUGGACGGGUUAUUGUUUAUUUCGAACAGGCGCCUCACGAUGAGCCAAGCGUCCUGAUGUAG